This is a messenger RNA of Maniola jurtina (meadow brown), 1455 nucleotides long. It is a transcript of the gene dmrt99B, whose product is annotated as doublesex- and mab-3-related transcription factor A2. The transcript is spliced from 4 exons. NCBI's taxonomy places the organism in Eukaryota, Metazoa, Arthropoda, Insecta, Lepidoptera, Nymphalidae. Gene Ontology annotation, biological process: regulation of transcription by RNA polymerase II; sex differentiation. Gene Ontology annotation, molecular function: RNA polymerase II cis-regulatory region sequence-specific DNA binding; protein binding; DNA-binding transcription factor activity, RNA polymerase II-specific. Gene Ontology annotation, cellular component: nucleus. Bases 161 to 1255 code for a protein of 364 amino acids. The record is from RefSeq and is a predicted model, not a curated record.
AACUGAUACGUUUCGAUUGACUGACGUCUGAAAACUGUUUUCAAUGCACAGUUGAUUAUUUUGUUAGUAGUGACUUUAGUGUAUUUGGAAAAUAAAAAUGAAAAUAUUGUAACGUGUGUCUGAUUUUUUGGAGUUUGGAAAAUAUUUUGCGCAUUCGAAAAUGUCUCUUCCGAACGGUGUUGAUGUAUCGCAACUUGUGCAGCACCCAGUUUUAGCUGCUUUGCCGCCGUUUUUCCUAAGAGCUUCCGAAAGAUAUCAGAGAACGCCAAAAUGCGCCCGGUGUCGCAACCACGGCGUCGUGUCAGCCCUCAAAGGCCACAAGAGAUAUUGUCGCUGGCGUGACUGUGUCUGUGCAAAGUGCACACUCAUUGCAGAAAGACAGCGCGUUAUGGCAGCACAGGUGGCGUUACGUCGCCAACAAGCACAAGAAGAAAACGAAGCACGGGAACUGAACCUACUGUAUGCAGGGCAGCCUUCCGCCGCGCCGCACUUUCCUGAUAUGUCGGAGGAUCAACCAAUUCAUAAACGCGCCCGUAUCACUGAAGUUUGCUCAAGUCCAUCUCCACCCGAGGCACCGCAAGAAUCAAAAACACCGGCACAAACACCCCCACUCUCCACUCCACCACCUCGCUCACCGUCCGACCACGAAUUAAACGUCGAAGAAGAAUUAGACCAUUCUGAACCCUCUCUUACACCAGAAAACCUUUCAAUGAAAGAGAGACAAGAUGAAGUCAAAAAAGAAGAAGAAGAAAAAUGGGAAAACCAGAAUUACAAAUUUCGACGCGGGAAACCUGAAGGACAUAACAUGUCCGAACCCAUAGAUGAUCCAGUUCCUUUCCAGAAAUCGCCUGUCGAUGUUCUCAUCAAAGUGUUUCCUAGACGCAGCCGUCACGAAAUUGAGGCAAUACUCGCGAGAUGCAAAGGAGAUGUGGUAGCAGCUAUGGAAAUGAUGAUAAAUGGACCUGAGCAGUCCUACAAUUUAACUCCCGAUUCGCCUUACCUGCAGAACUAUCAAUCAAAAUCUGCCUUUUCUCCAUUAUCCAAUCAAAGCUUCAAGUUUUCACCUUCAAGACGAUUUCUUACUCCUCCUUACAGCGGGACGGGGUACUUGCCAACUGUGAUACGCCCUCCUCCAGAAUAUUUAUCGUCCUUUUUACCUCCUUCUGAACUUAUGUAUGGACGGCAGCUGCAGGUCCCGUCGCCUGGAACUUCCCCCACAUCUGACAAUACAAAUAAUGAAGGAUUUUCUGAUUAGGGGUACCUGAAAUACUGGACAGUGCUUUAAGGUUUUCCGCUGUCCAAAUGAUCAUAAAAAUUAACACCUGCAGUCUCAAUUUUUUUGGUGAACUUAAAAAUAAUAAUGCAUUUUGCUGUAAUUUGCAUUAGUAAGAAGUAAGGACUUUGUAACAUGAAUGUAAAUACGAACAUUAAAAUUAUCUAUAUGAGAAAGUGUAA